CACAAUGAAUGUUAGAACAACUUCAACUUCUGGACUCUCAUUCUCCUGCAUCAGCUUCCAAGAGCUGGGACCAUAGAUCAGAAACUGAGAUCUCCUGAGUACAGACACUGGCAGAACAGGCUCCUUACCAGGCUUCCCAUGGACUCCUGGCCACACUCUCCUCACAGUGUCCUGCUGCUGACCCUGCUGCUAGGACUUACAGGAGCAGAUAAGCAGGAGCUGAAGGUGAUUCAGCCUGAGAAAUCACUUUCUGUCCAUUCUGGAGAGUCAGCCACUCUGAACUGCACUGUGACCUCCCUGCUCCCUGUGGGGCCCAUGAAGUGGUUCAGGGGUACAGGACAAUGUCGGUGUCUUAUAUAUAGUUACACAGGAGAGCGGUUCCCCAGAGUCACAAAUGUCACAGAUGCAACAAAGAGAAACAACCUGGACUUUUCCAUCCGCAUCAGUAACGUCACUCCUGCUGAUGCUGGCACCUACUACUGUGUGAAGUUCCAGAAGGGCACCUCAGAGCUUGGGAAAGAGCUUCAGUCUGGGAGAGGCACCGUGUUGUAUGUGCUUGAAUUGAAGACUUCAGAUUCUGCUAAAGUCCUUGUAGCUGUGCUCUUUGGACACAAACUGCUGCUGGUAAUUGGGGUCUUUGCUGUGUACAGGUACAAGAAGCAGAAGGCCUGACUACAGGUUUCACUGUGCAGCAUUCUUUGUCUCUGGACUCACUGUAUAGUCCAGGCUGGCCUCGAAUUUACAGAGCUCCCCCUGCCUCUGACUUCCCAGUGCUGAGAUUAAAGUAGUGCUCCAACUUUACAGAUUCUACCCCUUAUUCUUAUCACAUAAUCUUUAUCAACUGUGUGAAAAAGGAUCUGAGCCCCAAUUCUUGACAUGAAAUUUCCGUUUUUGAAUGCAUAUGCCUGUUCAUAAUUCAUUCUGUUGGAGUUGACCAUCACUGCUCACUUUAGUUCACGUUCUCUGUUGCUCUUCUGGCUCAUAAACUCAAAACCUAUUGAUGUUCUCUGUUGAGCUGUAUCAUAAUUUUAUGAAUAAAAAUUAUUCUCAUUUUGAUUUCUCUGAAAUAUCCCGAACCAAAAUCAAUGAGGAAAUGAUCUUUAAUUAUUGAGAUGAAAAUAGCUUUUUCUGUCUUGAUGGUUGUCCUCAUCCCUACUGCUCAUGGUGUAUAUGUUGUGAAAGUUCAAUGAAUAUGGCCAUUUUUCUUUCUCUUCCUCUUUGAUCUCUCUCUCUCUCUCUCUCUCUCUCUCUCUCUCUCUCUCUCUCUCUGUGUGUGUGUGUCUUUCUCUCUUUGUGUAGGCAUGUGUGUGUGUUUCUAUCUCUCACACACAUACAAUGAAGACAUUAAAAAUGGAUGUCACUGUUCGUGAGAAGGUAAAUAUACAAAAUCUGUUUCUGAAAAAAGGAGAAAGUACUGAUCUAUAGUGCUUUCAGCAUUCUCUCAUGUAAAUACUAUUCUCAAGGUCAGUUUCAAUUAGCCAACCUUUAAAACUCUGAAUGCUCAGCCAUGACAUUUUAUCACACAGUGGUCCAACCUGUGCCUACACAUCAAUGCACUAUUUCUGUGGUUUGAGCAUGGCUUAAUUCCUCUGCCCGUCUGUACUUGCCACAACAGCUCCCAAGACCUCUCUACAGUUUCUACUACAACCCAUUUCAGCUGCCAGAAUGUGUUGAGAAACUAAAUUAAAUAGAUUGACCUGUUUGCUUCUCCCAAACAUAUCUUUCUUUAAAGUUAUACAUCAGUUAUAAAAACUGCAUGGUACUGGAAUUGAAACAGAAUGAUAGAGCAAUGGAACCGAACAGAAGACCAGAAAUAAACCCACACACUUAUGGACACCUGCUCUUCGACAGAGAUGCCAAAACCAUACAAUCGAAAAAGAUACCAUCUUCAAUAAAUGAUGCUGGUCUAACUGGAUGUCUACAUAUAAAAAAUGCAAAUAGAUCCUUACUUAUCACCCUGCAAAAAACUGAAGUCCAAGUGGAUCAAAGACCUCAACAUGAAACCAGACACAUUAAAUCAGUUAGAAGAAACAGUGGGGAAUACCCUAGAAGUCAUUAGUCCAGGAGACAACUUCCUGAACAGAACAGGAACAGCACAGGCUCUCAGAGUAACAAUACAUAAAUGGGACCACAUGAAACUGAAAAGCUUCUGUAAAGCAAAGGACACCGUCAUCAAAACAAAAUGACUGCCUACAGAUUGGGAAAGAAUCUUCACCAACUUUUUAUCUGACAGAGGACUAAUAUCCAUUAUAUAUAAAGAACUAAAGAAGCUGAAAUGCAGCAAAACAAGUAAUCCAAUUUAAAAAAUGGGGAACAGAGCUAAACAGAGAACUCUCUGUAGAGGAAUAUUGAAUGGCAGAGAAACACUUAAAGAAAUCCUCAGCGUCAUUGGCCAUUAGGGAAAGGCAAAUCAAAAAAGACCCUGAAAUUUCACGUUACACCCAUCAGAAUGGCCAAGAUGAAAAACUCAAUUGACAACACAUGCUUGAGAGGUUGUGGAGAAAGGGGAACACUCCUCCACUGCUGGUGGGAAUGUAAACUUGUACAACCACUCUGGAAAUCAAUCUGGCGCUUUCUCAGACAACUAGGAAUAGCGCUUCCUCAAGAUUCAGCCAUACCACUCCUAGGCAUAUAUCCAAAGGAGCUCAAGUACACAAUAAGGACAUUUGCUCAACCAUGUUUGUAGCAGCAUUACUUGUAAUAUCCAGAAGUUGGAAAUAGUCCAGAUGCCCCUCAACUGAAGAACAGAUGCAAAAAUUGUGGUAAAUCUACACAAUGGAGUAUUACUCUGCAAUGAAAAAUAAGGAAAUCAUGAAAUUUGCAGGUAAAUGGUGGUAACUGGAAAAGAUCAUCCUGAGUGAGCUGUCUCAGAAGCAGAAAGACACAUGGUAUAUACUCACUCAUAUAGACAUACAACAUAGGAUAAACCUACUAAAAUCUUUACAUCUAAAGAAACUAAUCACGAGAGGGGACCCUAACUAAAACGCUCAAUACACAUCCCAAAAGGCAAAGAUGAUGGACAUCAGAAGUAGAAGAAAACACGAAACAACCUAGGAAUCUGGUACAGGGGCCCUUUGAAAGCCUCUGCCCUGCAGACUAUCAAAGCACACGCUGAGACUUAUGGCCAACUGUUAGGCAGAGUACAUGGAAUCUUAUGUAAGAAGUGGGAAAUAGUAAGAGCUGGAGAGAACGGGAACCCCACAAGGAGAGCAACAGAUCCAGAAAAUUUGAACACAGGGAACUUCCCAGAGACUCAUACUCCAACCAAGGACUAUUCAUGGAGAUAACCUAGAAGCCCUACAUAGAUGUAGCCCAUGGCAGUUUAGUGUCCAAGUGGGUUACAUAGUAAUGGGAAGAGGGACUGCCUCUGACAUAACCUGAUUGGCCUGCUCUUUGAUCACCUCCUGCUGAGUGGGGAGCAGUCUUACCAGGCUUGAGAAGAUGACAAUGCAGCCACUCCUGAUGGCAUAUGCUAGACUAAGAUCAGAAGGAAGCAGAAGGGGACCUCCCCUGUCAAUGGAC
Meriones unguiculatus (Mongolian gerbil) is the source of this 3522-nucleotide messenger RNA. RefSeq names its product signal-regulatory protein beta-1-like. The record is from RefSeq and is a predicted model, not a curated record. Lineage: Eukaryota; Metazoa; Chordata; Mammalia; Rodentia; Muridae. Gene Ontology annotation, biological process: positive regulation of phagocytosis; positive regulation of T cell activation. The transcript is spliced from 5 exons. The coding region runs from base 139 to 672 and encodes 177 amino acids. Gene Ontology annotation, cellular component: plasma membrane.